Molecule: messenger RNA, 2524 nt
Organism: Cavia porcellus (domestic guinea pig)
Lineage: Eukaryota; Metazoa; Chordata; Mammalia; Rodentia; Caviidae
Gene: Sec61a2
Product: SEC61 translocon subunit alpha 2
Exons: 12
Coding region: 152-1582 (476 amino acids)
Biological process (GO): SRP-dependent cotranslational protein targeting to membrane, translocation; post-translational protein targeting to membrane, translocation
Cellular component (GO): Sec61 translocon complex; membrane
Molecular function (GO): transmembrane protein transporter activity; signal sequence receptor activity; ribosome binding
Source: RefSeq, a predicted model, not a curated record
GAAGGGGGGGUCUGAUCACGUGACAUGGGCGGUGCUUGCGUGGGGCCAGCCAGAGCGUGAUCGGAGCCGCCGCUGAGGCCCGAGCCGCGGGAGCCGAGCGACGGUAGAGCCGAGGCCGCGGUGACCCCGCUGAGCCUCCCGGGCCGCCGCCAUGGGCAUCAAAUUUUUAGAAGUUAUCAAACCUUUCUGUGCAGUUCUACCAGAAAUUCAGAAACCUGAAAGGAAAAUUCAGUUUAGAGAGAAGGUAUUAUGGACUGCUAUAACUCUCUUCAUUUUCUUAGUAUGUUGUCAGAUACCACUGUUUGGAAUCAUGUCAUCAGAUUCUGCAGAUCCUUUCUAUUGGAUGAGAGUUAUUCUGGCAUCCAACAGAGGAACGCUAAUGGAACUGGGCAUCUCCCCAAUUGUAACGUCUGGAUUGAUUAUGCAGCUGCUGGCUGGUGCCAAAAUCAUUGAAGUUGGGGAUACACCCAAAGACAGAGCUCUGUUCAACGGAGCCCAGAAACUCUUUGGCAUGAUAAUCACCAUUGGGCAAGCCAUUGUGUAUGUCAUGACGGGGAUGUACGGGGACCCUGCGGAAAUGGGUGCCGGGAUCUGUCUCCUGAUCAUUUUUCAGUUGUUUGUUGCUGGUUUGAUUGUGCUGCUGUUAGAUGAGCUGCUACAGAAGGGUUACGGCUUGGGGUCUGGGAUUUCCCUCUUUAUUGCCACCAACAUCUGUGAAACCAUUGUCUGGAAGGCCUUUAGUCCCACUACCAUUAACACUGGCAGAGGUACUGAGUUUGAGGGUGCUGUGAUAGCUCUGUUUCAUUUGUUGGCUACCAGGACAGACAAAGUCCGAGCCUUAAGAGAAGCUUUUUAUCGCCAGAAUUUACCCAAUCUCAUGAACCUUAUUGCCACCGUUUUUGUGUUUGCGGUUGUUAUAUAUUUUCAGGGAUUUCGUGUUGACUUGCCUAUUAAGUCGGCCAGGUAUCGAGGACAGUACAGUAGCUAUCCCAUCAAGCUCUUCUACACCUCGAAUAUUCCCAUUAUUCUUCAGUCUGCCCUCGUUUCAAACCUGUAUGUUAUUUCCCAGAUGCUGUCUGUUCGAUUUAGUGGCAACUUUUUAGUAAACUUGCUAGGACAGUGGGCCGAUGUCAGCGGCGGAGGGCCCGCGCGCUCCUACCCUGUCGGAGGCCUGUGUUACUACCUUUCUCCUCCUGAGUCCAUGGGUGCGAUAUUUGAGGAUCCGGUCCAUGUCGUUGUGUAUAUCAUCUUCAUGUUGGGGUCUUGUGCGUUUUUUUCUAAGACAUGGAUAGAGGUGUCUGGUUCUUCAGCCAAAGAUGUAGCCAAACAGCUGAAAGAGCAGCAGAUGGUGAUGCGGGGUCACAGAGACACCUCCAUGGUUCAUGAGCUCAACAGGUACAUCCCCACCGCAGCUGCCUUCGGCGGCCUGUGCAUCGGCGCCCUGUCCGUGUUGGCUGACUUCCUAGGCGCCAUUGGAUCUGGCACUGGAAUUCUGCUUGCAGUCACCAUUAUUUAUCAGUAUUUUGAAAUAUUUGUGAAGGAACAAGCUGAAGUCGGAGGGAUGGGUGCUUUGUUUUUCUAAAUGUUCAGGUACUUCUUAUGGUGUGAAAGGGAAAAUAUUUUGACACAUUGUUUUUUGUCAAAAAUGCGGGUUCCCCUUUUGUUCCUCACAGUUUGUUUUCAAGUGCUAACUGUCCCAUCUGUGGAAUGGGCGCCGAGCUAAGCCUGUGUGCAGCAUUGUACCAGCUGCCUUAAAACCACAGUUUACAUUACUCGUGUGAGACGUGCAUCUAGGCUCCUGCACUGCUGGGAACCGGUCUCUGCCUGCUGUGUGAAACCACGACAGUCAGACGGUGACAUGGGUUAGCUUCGCACACAACAUCCAGAACACCGAAUCUCCUCCCCUUGUUUAAAAAUAAAUGUAGUUCAAAUUGCCACUUUCCAGUAUUUUUGAGCUUAUGUGAUGAGUUCUGGAACAUUUGUAUCUAAUCUAUAUUUUAGAUAAUUACUUUUUAUACUUUUUUAACUCAUAGUAUCCAUGUUCCCUUCCCUCCCUCUCCAUCCCUGUCCACUCUUUAUUUCUCUUUUCCCAAAGCAGCCACUUGGCCCACAUGGACAAAACCAAGCACUUCAGUUAAUUCUGUUGCUAGACAUGACUGCUUCUGACUCCGCUCCCUGUUGUUCCGUCCCUCCCUCUUCCCAGGGACAGCAUCACCUGUGCUGUCUGACCGUAUUGGCUAUGCCUUGUAAUUCCAACCACUCACUGGAGAAUACUCUUUCAAGACACUAGCCCCAGUUUUUUUUUUUUUUUUUUUUUUUUUUUUUUUUUUUAAUCCUUAAUGCAAAGAUUGAAUUCUCAAGCAAUGUCUGUAGUUCAGUGGGGGUGAACAAGGAGUAAUUCAUGCUAGGAAUUUGUGUCUUUUGUUGUACUAUAGCAGCAACAAGUGUAAACAGUAGACAAUAAACUUUUAUUUAGUAAGACUGUUGCAGUUGUGUUGGAAAAAUAAAGGAAUCUGAUAUUAAA